Molecule: messenger RNA, 8866 nt
Organism: Gadus morhua (Atlantic cod)
Lineage: Eukaryota; Metazoa; Chordata; Actinopteri; Gadiformes; Gadidae
Gene: prrc2a
Product: proline-rich coiled-coil 2A
Exons: 17
Coding region: 263-6481 (2072 amino acids)
Biological process (GO): cell differentiation
Source: RefSeq, a predicted model, not a curated record
GGGAGAGCUAACGACGUCCCAACGCCGCUCGGUAAAGUUAGCUUAGCGGUUAGCAUCUAGCGACGAAUAGCUAGGAAGCUACGCAGCAGAGCUAACGACGUCCCAACGCCGCUCGGCAGUUAGCUUAGCGGUUAGCAUUUACCGACGACUAGCUAGGAGGCUACGCAGCAGAGCUAACCUCAUUAUUCUGCGAUACAACCUCGAGACGAGUCGGGACAAGAACAGUCUCAGGGCUCACCAUACUCAAUGAGCGGACAGCGCAAUGUCAGAGCGCUCUGGGCAAACUGCAAAGGGGAAGGAUGGCAAAACCAAGUAUGCGUCUCUCAACCUAUUUGAUACAUACAAAGGAAAAAGCCUUGAAGCACAAAAGCCUGUUGUUCCCCCCCGCCAUGGCCUGCAGUCUCUUGGUAAAGUUGCCUCCGCGCGGCGCAUGCCCCCCCCCGCCAACUUGCCCAGUCUGAAGGCCGAGAACAAAGGCAACGAUCCCAACGUCUCCCUCGUUCCCAGAGACGGCACAGGAUGGGCAAGCAAGCAGGACCCAGCAGACCCAAAGAGUACCGAUGUAUUGUCAGCACAGCCGCCGGAGUUGCCGCCGCCUGGGGUUUCACCGACGCCUGCAGCCUCACAGACACCGGUCCAGACCCUGCCCAGCACCCCUCCGCCCCCAGAGGUCCCGGCUCCCACCACGGGCCUGGCCGCAGGGGCAAGGUCCUGGGCACAGGCCAGUGUUACACAUGGAGCUCAAGGAGAUGGUGGAAAGGGAUCAAGCCAACCGUCGCCAUUCUCUCGCGAGGAAUUUCCCACCCUGCAGGCGGCUGGCGACCAGGACAAGGCUGGCAGAGACGGGGCCACUGCCGAUCAGUGGUCUGGGCCCGGACCAAGCCUCCGCCCACAGAACGUUACCAACUGGCGGGAAGGUGGCGGCCGAGGCCCGUCGCCCGGACCGCCUGGCGAAGGGGGGGCAGAGGGUGGCGGGGCCCUAGCCAUGGAGGGGGGACCCCAGGGCCCCCCUCAGAACCACCAGGGCCCGGGAGGCCCUAGAAACGCGCCGGCAGGCAGCGCCGCUCUGCCCCUACCCCAGCCCCCGGUUGGCCCCGGGUUCCCUGCCUACAGAGGGAUCAUGCCCCCCUUCAUGUACUCUCCCUACAUGCCCUUCCCGGCCCAAUACGGCCCCCAAGGGCCCUACAGGUUCCAAGGGCCAGGUGACGGGCCUCCUCCCAGGUUCGCCCGGGCUCCGGACGGCAGGGCCCACGGUGGGCCCCGUGGCGGCGGAGGCGGCGAGGGGCCGAAGCGACCCUCUAUCCUGAAGCAGGACGACCUGAAGGAGCUGGACGAGCUGGACCACGACGGAGACGAGGGCUGGGCAGGGGCACACGAGGAGAUCGACUACUCGGCCAAGUUGAAGUUCAGCGACGACGAAGGCGAGGAGGAGGGCGACGAAGAGCGCAGCGAGAGCAAGAACGGCCCACGGGACCCCCAGAGGCCCCAGGACGGCGCUCCCCAGGCCUCCCGCUCCCGGGCCUCCGACAGCGGGGGGGAGCCGCGCCGCGGACCCCCCUCCAGCGCAGACGACGGCCCGCAGCCCCCGCCCUCCAGCAAGCCAGCCCGGGCCGAGGAGGGCGGAGCCGGAUGGGGCGGGCAAGGCCCUCCGGCCAAUCACCAGGGGCGCAGGUCAGGACUGGGUGGCCCCCGGGAGCAGCCCUCCCCCCCACCUGGCCCCGCGCUGGGACAGGGGCCCUACUCCUACUACCGACAGGACCGCCCCCAGAACCAGUCGGCUCCGCCCCCAGCGGGCGCCAUGAAGCCCGGCGGAGGCCCGGCCCAGCAGCCGCAGCAGCAGUCGGCGGCCCCGGCCGGCGGCCCCUCGGGGGCCUCCCCCGCCCCGCCCAGCCUCCUUGGCCCCGGGCCCCAGGGCGAGGACGAGGACGAGACCUGGCGCCAGCGUCGCAAGCAGUCGUCCACCGAGAUCUCGGCCGCCGUGGAGCGCGCCCGGCGCCGCCGCGAGGAGGAGGAGCGCCGCAUGGAGGAGGAGCGCCGCGCGGCCUGCGCCGAGAAGCUGAAGAGGCUGGACGAGAAGCAGCAGCAGCUGGGGGGGGCGGCGCCAGCGGGAGGAGGAGGUGGAGGUGGCGGUGGAUCCAGCGGAGGGGAAGGAGGCGGCGGCAGCAAGACCCCCAGCCUGGACGGGAACUCGACGGUCGCCACCGCUGGAAGCCCCACCCCCUCCCUGUCCGCCUCGGCGUCCUCGCCCAACGUCAGCCAGCCCGGCUCGCCCUGCGUGCCCCACGACGAGCCCCCCCUGCUGUCGGUGCCGGCCGCGGUCGUGCCCGGGGCCCCCGACAGGCAGAGGGCCAACAGCAGCAGCAGCUACGACUCAAACAGUGACGCCCAGCAGCCGUGCCCCCCGCCGGUCGUCCUCCAGCCCCCCCAGUCCCCUCUGGAAGCUCCUCCUCCGGGGGAGGCUGCGGAGGAGGUGCUGGCUCCUGCCCACGUCCGCAUGGUGGCAGGAGGAGGUGGAGCAGCAGGAGCUGAUCCGGUGAAGGUGGAGAGCAUGGUGGCAGCAGCAGCAGCAGGAGGUGGAGGUGGAGGUGGAGGUGGAGCGAACCGUCCAGCCAACGGACCCCCCUCUGGCCAGGGCUACUCCAAGUACCAGAAGUCCCUCCCACCGCGCUUCCAGAGACAGCAGCAGGAGCAGCUUCUCAAGCAGCAGCAGCAGUGGCAGCAGCAACAGCAGCAGCAGCAACAGCAGCAGCAGCAGCAUCAGCAGCAGCAGCAUCAACAGCAGCAGCAGCAGCACCAACAACAGCAGCACAGCCAGGUGUCCCAGAGCCAGCUGCCCCCCCAGCAGCAGGCCCAGCAGCAGGGCCCCUCCCCGGGCCCCACGCCCCAGCCGGCCCCGGGGGCCAAGCAGGGCGGCCAGCUCUACCCGGCCGGCGCAAUGGCCCGGCCCCAGCCCCUGCCCAUGAACUACGACCCCCGCUGGAUGAUGAUGCCCUACAUGGACCCGCGCAUGAUGCAAGGCCGCCCCCCCGCCAUGGAGUACUACCCCGCCGGCAUCCACCCCUCCGGCCUGAUGGGGCGUGAGCGCUCAGACUCGGGAGGUUCUGGAUCGGAGUCCUUCGACCGCCAGCAGCAGCAGCAGCAGCAGCAGCAACAACAGCAGCAGCAGCAGCAGCAGCACCAAGGCCACCCCCAUCGUGGGACCCCCCCCAUGGACCCGAAGAUGGCCUGGGUGGCGGAGUCGUUCUCGGGGGCGGGGGGUGAGGGUCGAGGGCUCACCUCCCCGCUGAGGCAGAAGCAGAUCCUGGAGGAAGAGGAGGUGGUGAAGAGGCCCAGGAGUGACACCCCGCCUCACCGCCCCAGGGAUGGUGCUCUGGGCCCCAUCCAGCAGCCCAGCGCAGGCUCGGGCCCCUCCAGCCAGACGUCCCCACCCCCUCAGGGCCCCGGCCACCACCCCCACCACCACCACCACCAACAGCAGCAGCAGCACCACCAACAGCAGCAGCAGCAGCAGCAUCACUAUAUGGGCGGCAGGGGGAACUACAGUAACUUCCCCGAGCAGGGCUCCAGGAUGCAGCAGCAGCAGCUCCAGCGGGGCCCCGAGAGAGGGGCACUCCAGCACGGCUUCACCCACCAAGAGGAGGCCCCGCCACGGGGCCCCCAGCAGGGCCAGGUCUGGGCCAACCCCCACCCCCACUACGACCGCAACGGCAGGGCGGACCUGUCGCCCAUCGAGGGCGGCUCGCACCACCACCACGGCCACCAGCCCCAGCAGCCCGGCUUCCCCCACAAGCCAGAGAACGGCCGCGAGAGAGGCGGGGAGGCGGCGGCGGCCAAGAAGGCGGAGCCAAACUCUGCCUCGCUGCUCAACCAGCCCUCCGUCUCCUCCUCCUCUUCCUCGUCGUCUUCGUCCGCUAGGGAGGAGGGCGGCGGCAAGGCUCUGCAACACCUCCCCGCCCAGAGGGAGGCCGAGGGGGCCGGAGAGAGGGGAGGAGCCGCGGAGAGAGGAGCGGGCGGCGGCCUGGGCAAGCAGCAGGAGAAAGGAGGCCCCGGCUACGCGGCCCACUCCUCCCAGUCGGGCGCCCACGGCCCCGCCCACGGCCAGCAGAAGGGCGGCCCGAGGGGCGGUCGGGAGCACAAGAUGGAGACCCAGUGGGGCCCGCGGCCUGGCAGCAGCAACGCCACUCCCCUAGGCCCCGCCCACAACAGGAGGCCGGGGGGCGUGAACAGCGCCCGUGGCGCCCUCGCCGACGACACCGCCAACGCCGCCGACCACAAGGCGUCCAAUCAGGGCGCGGGGGGCGGAGCCAACAAGCGGGCAGGCCCCAUCAAGAAGCCCGUGCUGAAGGAGACGACGACGACGAUGACGAAGAGGGAGGGAGGAGAGGGAGAAGGCGCGGAGAAGACCGCCUCCGGGAAGGACAAGGAGCAAGAUGGCGGCCAGUCAGCGGCGGCCAAACAGGAGGGGCCACAGAGCGCGUCCUCGGGACCCGGGAAGGAGGAGACCGGGCCGCCGGCCAAGCCCCGCAACGGAGGGAAGGAGCGCGCUGAGCGAGGAGGAGCAGGAGGCGCGGGCAGAGCCACCAAAGACCCCGACGCACCUCCCGCCGGGUUCCCGGGCUCCUCCUCUCGACGGGAGAGGGAGCGCUCCUUCGAGGCGGCGGGGGGAGGAGGCCCCGGGGCCCCCUACCCCGCCGGCAUGCCCUCCAGGAGCAGCCGGGCCAGCCGGGGCCGCGGCGGCGAGUUCUACGCCCGCGGCCGCGGCUACCGCGGCAGCUACACGGCGGCGGCGGGGCCGGCGGCCGCCAGCGGGGCGGGGCGCGGCCGCGUGGCCAGCCGGAGCGGCCGGGACUACCGGGCCCCCGCCGGCUCCGCCUCCUCCGCCUACCACCACCAGCAGGAGGCGAGGGGCGAGGGCGGCCGGCACCACGGCGCCGAGCGCUCCCAGCACAACCCGGGGCGCGCCCGCAACCGCAGCGAGACGCGCAGCGAGGGCUCCGAGUACGAGGAGAUCCCCAAGAGGAGGAGGCAGCGCGGGUCGGAGACGGGCAGUGACAGCCCCGCCAGCGACCCGGGCCAGUCGGACAAGGAGGACGCCCGCAAGGCCGGCGGCCCCGCCAAGAACGGCGCUGACGCCCCCGGCGGCGCCGCCGCCCACCCCGCCGGCUCGUCGGGCCCCCCCAGGGGCCCCCAGGCCCGGGUGUUCACCCCCCGCGGCGUGCCCUCCAGGAGGGGCCGGGGUGGUGGCGGUGGCACAGGGGGGGGUGUGUACCGGAGCGGAGGAGGUGUAGCGGGAGGCGGCGGACCCCCCGGGAGUCACCGAGUGCCCCCCGGCUCCGCCCCUCACGGCUGGUCCUCCAAGGCCGCCGCCCCCGCCCGCAAGCAGCAGCAGGCCCCGCCUCCGGCGCCCGGCCCCAAGGACCCCAGCCGCACAGGGGUCCCCGGGGACAAGAAGGAGAAGGUGUCUGAGGGAGGCCACGCCCCCACUCAGGUAGCCCCCCAGGCGGCGGCGGCGGGCCCCCUCGUCGGGUCCACCGCCCCGCCCGUCCCGACGGAGAACGGAGGCCCCCUGCCGCCGCAGACGGCGUCCGCUGGGGCGCCCCCCGCCGGGCGGGGCUUCAACUCGCCCGUGCCCGCCGACGGGGGCUUCGAGCGCCGCCGCCGGCGCCACGGUCGGUCCCAGCACCAGCAGGACAAGCCGCCGCGGUUCCGCCGGCUGAAGGAGCGGGAGAACGCGGCCCGCAUCAACGGGGGCGGGCCGGGCCCCGUGGGGCCGGCCGCCGCCGGCGGCGCCCAGGACGGGUUCAACACCCAGAACAACAACAACAACAACGCCAGCAACAACGCGGCGAUCAUCACCAACAACAACGGGCAGCCGGCCGGGAGCCACGCCCCCCCGGCGCCGCCGCCGCCGCCGCACCACCACCACUACAGCCAGGGCAAGGCGGGCCCCCAGAUCCACGCCCACGGCGCCAAGUCCCCCGACUUCUCCAACCAGAACUCUGACCAGGCCAACGAGGAGUGGGAGACGGCCUCGGAGAGCAGCGACUUCACCGAGUUCAGGGAGCGGGAUGGAGGAGGAGGAGGAGGAGGAGGAGGAGGAAGGGAAGGAGGGAAGGCCUACCCCCCUGCUCACCACCAUCACCACCACCACCCGUCCAGAGGAGGGGGAGGGGGAGGAGGUGGGGGAGGAGGUCCGGCGGAGCGCGACCUGGCCGGGAAGGAGUCCGCGGCCAACAAGAGGAGCUUCUCCAGCCAGCGGCCCGGCAUGGAGCGUCAGAACCGGAGGGUCGGAGCUCCCGGAGGAGGAGGAGGCGGAGGAGGCGGCGGUAGAGGCCCACGCGGCUCACAAGGAGGAGGAGGAGGAGGAGGUGGUGGUGGCGGCGGAGGGGGAAUGGGCAACGGAGGAGGAGGAGGAGGAGGAGGAGGUGGCAACCGUGGGGAGAGGCGCGGUAACUGGCCCUCCCCCAAGAAUAGGAAGUGAUUGUGAAUUAUUGUUAUUCUCAGAAAGGGCCCGCCUCCUAGCCCCCCCCCCCCCCCCCCCCCUCCCCUCCCAACAGAUCCUCACCUUCCGUUACCACAUUGGCACAUGAGAUGUGUGUAUGCACGGAGGCGGUGUCCGCGUUCGAUGCCCGCACCUUCCUUUCUCCUCCUCGUCAUCAGCCGUCCGAUGUGACCCCCCACCCCCCCCCAUCCGGACUCAACCGGACCACGACCCUCUUUUAGACCUCGCCCCUUGUGUCCCCGCCCCCACCUAACACACACACAUACCCACACGCACGCACACAGAUCCAGACGUGUGUUAAAGCGAUCGGGGAGGUGGUGGGGUUCAAUCGAUCUGAAGUAGGCUGAAUUUUUUAACGUCCCGGAACGGGUUUUUCUGCCCUGUUGCCGGGACUUCGGUCACAUGGCGUCACGUUCGCCCACACCCCGCCCCACACCCCGCCACCCCCCCCCCCUCCCACUCCUCCAUGAGAAGUACAAGACGGCAGUCGGCUUUUACACAAAACACUUGUACAAUAAUCCCAUGUUCUGUUUCUUUGACGCCUUGGGUUGUCUGUAGUGUCUCAACCUGCCCCCGUUCCGGGAGGGAAUUCGUUUGGUUUGUUAUUAUUAUUCAUAUUGUUUUCUUUUUUCUUUUUACUUCUACUGCAAAGCAGGUUAUUAAAUUCGUUUUUAUCCUACUCCUCCUCCUCCUCUUUCCUGUGUUUUCCCGUUGAAGAGAAGGAAAACCUUUAUCGCGUUACUGUGACUCUUAAGAAACCGUGGUGGAAGUACUGCGGAAGUACUACUCCUGAAGUAUUACUCCGGAAGUACUGCUCCUGCAGUACGGCUCCUGAAGUACUUGAGUACUACUAAUACCCCCCCCCCCCCCCCCCCCCCCCCCCCGCUUGUUCCCAUAGACGACAGUGUUCAGUUUGGUCCCUGGUCUUUCACCCAUACCUGCUCCUCCAUGUGUGUGUACGUGAGAUACCUUGCUAGCUUCCCGGGGAGCAUUGGCCUGCCCCCCUCCCCCCACCACAUGGGUUGAUGUUUUUGUUGUUUUGGUUUACCUUAAGGAUCACUUCUUGACCGCAUGGUGGCGAUUACUUUCUUUCUCGGCUCCUCCCAAGACACGAUAUCGCCUUGAGAAAGAGUUAAAAAACGUUAGUUACAUUUAGAAACAAAAUUGAUUUAUGCUCCGAUUAGGUGGUUGAAGUCACUCUUAUUAAGCACUCCUUGUGGCACCCCGAUGCCCUGCGUGUGUGUGUGUGCGUGUGUGAGAGUGCAUGCGCCGUAGUGAGUGCACUAGGGAGGGCUCCUUGAUUUGCGGAAGUAUUUCUUUCUUUUUUUCUCCUCUGGGGGGGUUUUGUCAUGACGGGGGGGCGGCCGACCACAGAGAGGCUGACCCUCUGGUAUCACCACGCAGCAGUUCACAUCAUCAUGUUGUCCCCGGCCUCUACCCGAGUCUUUUCAGUAGAGAGGCGUGUGUGUGUGUGCGUGUAUGUGUGUGCGUGUCACACCCAUCCUUUUAAAUGUAGGAUUGCACCCCGUUGGUCACCUCUGUAAGUUGGGGUUCUCCUUCUGUUUACUGAUGACAGUUUUAUUCAGUUCGGCUCUUGGAUGUUGUGAGUAGGGCAUUUGGUGUGUGUGUGUGUGUUUGUGUAAUAUCCUGGAGGGGAUUGCGUUCUUCGAUCGGGGUACACUCGCCUGCUGUUGUCUGGCCACAUGUCAUUUUAAAACAAACAGAACGAAUAAUUAUGGCUUCUUUUUCUUUACGACAUCCAUAUAUAUAAAUUGAAAUUGUGUGUUUACCAUCCAAAAAACGAUGAACUUACUACAAUGACAUGUCACCAUUCUUUUUGUUCUGUUUCAUGAGGUUUUUAUCACAACAGAAUCGGGGGGAAUCAUCGCGUUCCAGUGAGUUUAGUUACGAACACAUCUACCGCGGGUGUGCUGUCAAUCACUGAAUCACCUCAGUAUGGCUGCCACAGGCCCCCCAACCCCCCCAUUUCACCCUCCUGAGCGUUGAACGACCUGCCCAUAGUGUAUGUACCCCAUGUUUAAGAGAAGAAGAAAAAAAAAAAAACGGUGUAUUCCUGAAAUACUGAAUAGAUUGUACUAUAUUUCCAGCGUUACCAAGGUACCGGGCGUGCUUCAGAACUGACCUAGCGUUUAUGGUUUAUUAAAAGGAACACACAUGUAUGUAUAUUGGUAUGUUUCGUCUCCCCUCCCCGCCCCCCUCCACCCCCCGACUUACAUUCCCAUAAACAAAUGUUGCCAUUUUUUUUAAGUUUAAGGGAGCAAUGUACAAGCAGAGAAGUGUCUUAUUAUAAUAAAAUUAUACAGAGGAAAAAGUUAAAUAAACUUCUUUUGUUUUAAAGGAAAA